AUGGUCUUCCGGCAGUGCUCUGUCGGGGGUAGCGCAUACCGAGGUACUAGCGGAGACGAGGAGUCAACAACCAAGGUUGGCCUGCCUGACGAUGGCGAAGAACACACGGCUCCGUCCCUUCGUUCCCAGUCGCCAGUACUAAUGGAAGGCAAGAAGACGCCGGUAUCCUCGUCAUCGGAGGACGCCCCAGAUCCCCUCGCCGCUGACUCGGUUGGGCUCUCUGACGGCGCACUCGCGCAUUUCCGCGAUACGAUGCUGUCCUCUGACAUCGUCUCCGCGGUAUUCGCCGACGCUGAUGCGGAGAGCGCGAAGCAUGCGCGGCUGAUCAACGGCUUCUUCACCGUGCUCGCCCUCUGCCAUACUGCUCUCGCGUCCAUGGAUCCCACCACAGGCGCCAUAGCCUACAAGGCACAGAGCCCGGAUGAGGCCGCGCUCGUGCAAGCGGCGGCGGACGUGGGAUUCGUGUUCCGUGGGCGUGACAAGGAGGUUCUGACGCUGCAGACGCCGUUUGCGGGCGCGUUCGAGCGGUGGGAGCUGCUGAACAUCCUCGAGUUCAACUCGCCGCGCAAGCGGAUGAGCGUGAUCGUGCGCAAGCUGGACGAGGAGGAAGAGGGGCGGCGGCUGUUCUUGCUGACGAAGGGCGCGGACAACGUGAUCUUCGAGCGGCUUGUGCCGGGCGAGGAAGAGCUGAAGCGCAGCACGGAGGUGCAUCUGGAUGAGUUUGCAGGGCAGGGGCUGCGGGCGCUCACGCUGGCGUACAAGACUAUCAAUGAGGUUCAUUCUGGCGUAGAGGACGACUACAAGGUGUGGGCGCGCAAGUUCCAGGAGGCAUCUGUCUCGCUCGAUGAUCGCGAGGCGAAGCUGGAGGCGGUGUACGAGGAGAUCGAGGGCGGCCUGAGCCUGCUGGGCGCGACCGCCAUCGAGGACCGUCUGCAAGACGGCGUGCCGGAGGCCAUUGCGGACCUCAAGCUUGCUGGGAUCAAGGUGUGGGUAGCGACCGGCGACAAGGUGGAGACUGCUAUUGCUAUUGGGCACAGCACGAACCUGAUCGGCCGCGAGGACAACAUCAUCGUCAUUCGUGGCGGUGUCGACGGGCAGCGCGAUGUCUAUACGCAGAUGUACACUGCUGCCGAGGAGUUCUUCCCGGAGAGCGGCAUCCUCGAGGAAAAAGGUGUCAGCCUCGACGUCGUGUCUGAGACGCAGCGCUCGUACCCGCUGCAGCGCGUGAACACUGCCGCGUCGGAUCUCGUGGGGCACAACAAUGGAGACCAUGAUCAUGUCCUCGUCGCACUUCCGGAGCUGUACGCAUACAGUCGUCGCGGCGGGUACUAUGAUACGAAGCUCUUCCUGGUCUACAUGCUUGACGGUAUUGUCCAGGUAGGUUAUUUUGUGCGCUAUCUUGUCACGGCACUCACAUGCAAUCAACAAUUCACGUUGAUCUUUUUCUUGAUCUUCUACGCGUAUGAAACGACGACGACGGAUGGUUACGCCGUGUAUCAAUAUGAGUUUUCUACAACAAUGGCCGUUGCAGCCGUGACUGCCGCCAACCUUUGCAACGGACUGAACACGGCCGUUUGGACAGGCUGGGUAUUCUUUGCGGUUGCGCUCGGCAUUGUACUGGUCUGGGGAUAUACGGGUGUCUAUUCAGCCAUCACUCCUGGCUGGUUCUCAACGCCCAUCUAUGGUAACGACGCGUAUCUAUGGCCAUCAGCAUAUUUCUGGUUCUGCAUCCUCCUCACCGUCGUUCUGGCUCUUCUGCAGCGGUAUCUGUGCAAGUGGUACAAGUUCGCUUUCUACCCCGCCGAUGUUGAUCGAGUGCGGUGGCUGCACAAAAUCUACCCCAACCGCGACUUCUCUCAAUACAAGGAGACCGACCUUCAGGGACUUCGACGAUCUGCCUCGCAACGCUCUACCGCCAUGGCUAAGCGGCCUUUCGCGCAUUUCGCUGGCAGCCACACUGACAUGUCUACGGGCAUGCGCUCCCAACAUCGCGGAUUCGACUUUGCGACGGAAGAGAACGGAGUGGCACUGCAGCGCAUGCAGACAAACCUUUCAUAA
Molecule: messenger RNA, 2058 nt
Organism: Postia placenta MAD-698-R-SB12
Lineage: Eukaryota; Fungi; Basidiomycota; Agaricomycetes; Polyporales; Adustoporiaceae
Exons: 6
Coding region: 1-2058 (685 amino acids)
Biological process (GO): phospholipid translocation
Cellular component (GO): plasma membrane
Molecular function (GO): ATPase-coupled intramembrane lipid carrier activity; nucleotide binding
Source: RefSeq, a predicted model, not a curated record